GAUUUAAUGUCUGAAACAUGGAAUGAAAUGAUAAUACAACUAAAAGUACUUGUAGCUAGAGAUCAAACUUAUCCUGUAUCUGAAUUGAAAUUUGCAUUGCGGGAACUCUCCGAAUAUCUGCAAAAGCAUUAUAAAAAAAAUUGUAUUGUAUUAAUUGAUGAAUAUGAUUCCCCAAUGGAAUGUGCUUAUAAUAAAGGAUAUUAUGAAAUUGCAAGUGAUUUUUUUAAAGUCAUAUUCUCAUCAUUAUUAAAGAGCAAUGAUGAAAAUAUUGCGAAGGCAAUGUUGGUCGGUGUAUUGCGGAUCACAAAAUCAGGGUUUUUAUUAGAGUUAAAUAAUAUUAUAGUUUACCCUUUGCAUCAAGAAAGUCAAUUCCCUCUUUACGUAGAUAAGUUUGGAUUUACACCUGAUGAGGUAGAAUUAUUACUGUCAAUGUAUAGUACCUUAAAUACUUAUUGGGUUGAUACAGGAAGCACUCAAAUAUUGAAAAGAUGUAUAUGGAAGACAAGUACUUCAUUUAAGAAAAUCGUCGAGAAGUUGUUAAAAGAGGAAUAUAUAGCUGGUAUUGAGAUUCAAGAUGAUCUUCAAUAUUUAUAUUUGGAUCAAUAUCAAGAUUCGGCUAUUUGGAUGCUUUUGUAUUAUGCAGGAUAUCUCACUAUGAAUUCUGAGAAACAUCUCGUUAUUCCAAAUAAUGAGGCUGGUUUGGGGAGAUAUGAUGUAGAAAUAAUUCCAAAAUCGGGUGUUGGUGAUAUGGUUAUCAUUUUUGAAUUUAAAGUUGUUCAUGAUAAUGAAAGUUUACACGAUGUGGCUCAUGAAGGAUUAUGUCAAAUUGAAAAGAAGCAGUAUCGAGCAGGUUUACAAGACGAAGUCAAAAGGCUUUUGGAAAUGGGAAUUGCGUUUGAAGGAAAAAAGACUUGUGUAGUAGGGCAUUUAUUGCAUAGAACUGAGGAUAGAGAAUGGAUCAAAUCUUUACAAUGA
Molecule: messenger RNA, 975 nt
Organism: Racocetra persica
Lineage: Eukaryota; Fungi; Glomeromycota; Glomeromycetes; Diversisporales; Gigasporaceae
Source: the annotation of a GenBank genome assembly